Messenger RNA from Sorghum bicolor (sorghum), 2300 nucleotides. RefSeq lists its product as uncharacterized. The transcript has 11 exons. Bases 250 to 1896 code for a protein of 548 amino acids. Lineage: Eukaryota; Viridiplantae; Streptophyta; Magnoliopsida; Poales; Poaceae. The record is from RefSeq and is a predicted model, not a curated record.
CAUUUCAAGAGACUAUUCCUCCCUCCUCCUCCUCCCCCGCCGUCUUUGCUACUUCUCUCGUCUCUCCUCCCCCGUCGGCCGUCGCUGCUGCUGAGACGUCAGACCCCGUCGUCGGUCGCUCCUCUCCGGUUCGUCAGCCAGCCUCCGUCUCCCGCCCCGGGCUUCCUCCUCCUGCGGUGGGCGGAGGAGGUGGAGGUGGAGGUGGUGCAGGUUCGUGGUAGCGCGCGCCCGCCCAACCGCCCGGCGGCCAUGGAGAAGAGGAAGCGGGUCCUGGAGCUGAGGGACCGGCUGGACCGGACGCUGGCGAUGCCCGACCUCGCGGAGGAGGCCUCGCUCAGGGCGCUGGUCAAGAAGCAGAUCCUCGCGUCUUCCCUCUCCGCCUCCGAUCAAGGCGACAUCGACCUGAUCGCUGAAACGCGGGCCAGAGAAGUCUCUGAGUUUCUUGAAAUGCUGAAUACUUCGAGGGAUGGACGAUCUUCGAAGGUUCGUGGGGUGCCACAGAAGGAGUGGAAGGUGAAGCAAGAUACAGACCAAUUAAGAGUCAUGUACCGUGAGGGCCCAGAUGGGACCCCAUUUCACACCCUGCUUGCUGAAGGCUUUGCUGAUGGACCUAUUGACGUCUGUACAUGUGUGUCGUGGGAAUCAGCUCUUUACAAGAAAUGGUUUCCACAAUACAACCUUCCAACUUUUAGAAUUGAUCAGUCAGGCUGCUUGAAAAAGGUCCGGAUUGGUGAAGAGAUUUGUAUGGUCAGGGUGAAGGUUCCAUGGCCGGUUUCAGAGAGAGAGGCUCUUCUACACUAUUUUGAAUUGGAAUAUCUUAAAGAAGAUGUCGUCAUUGUGAUAAUGAAAACUUUAUCAGACUUGGAUAGCAUAAAUGUACAAACACAUGGAUUUAGCAGGGAUGGAAUUCCUGAAGCUGGUGACACAGUUCGAAUAGAUGUGUUUGGAGGCUUUGUAUUGCAAAGGAUUACAAAAGAAAAAAGCUUUUUCAGGGCAAUAGCUAAUAUGGAUAUUAAGCUAGAUUUUGUUCCACCAUGGUUGAUCAACUUCAUAUCGAGGCAGCUAAUAGGCAGUGGGCAUAAGCUGUAUCAAAAGGCUGUCAGUACUGUGGCCACUCAUGAUGAUGACUACAGGAAAGCUUUGAGAGGACCACUCUAUGUCAGGAUCCGUGAAUACCAGGAUUCUGAUGACAAGGCAAAGGUGACCGCAGCAGAGGAAAAUGCUACUGAGGUGCCCUCUGCUAAUGCCACUAUACAAAAUCAUUUGUCACUAACAAAUACCAUAUCGAAUAGCGAGAUUGUGGAGGAGACUGAACAGAACACAUCCAUCAAUGUGGAUAAUCUUACAACUAGCCAUCCCUAUGAACCAGUUGAACAAGCGCAACAGGUCGAAAAUAAACCUUAUAUCAGUCCUGAGGUAGAGCGCGCAAUGUGUAUACUGGACACUGCUAUUGCAGUUCUCAAAGGCGAUAAGGCUGGAAAUGUUAUCACGCUACAAAAUUUGCUCAGUUACGAUGCAACUUUGGAAGAGAGUACUGCUGGUUCGAGAACUUCACAAACAAACAUUCUUAAUGCAGACAAUCUUCUGAACGGACAUCCUAUUACCACACCGCCACAAGACUCCAGAGAUAUCCGACAAGCACAUCCAUUGCCCAGUGAUGAAGGCAGCGAUGGCACAGAAGACACCAUCUACAAAAAUUCUCUGAAAAAUUCGACAGCUUCUACCGUGACAACGACCAUGUCAAUGACAUUGCGAAGUGCAAUAAGGGUGCACGGUGAAGAGAGCCUAGACACCAAUGGCUUCCAUCAGAAUGGUCUGAGCAACAACAAAGAGUCAAAGCGAGCUAGGAAGACCAAGAGAUGGCUCUGCUGCUUAACCCCUACCACUGUUGGAUGAUUGGGACCCAUCAUAAGAGUUCAUUCAAGCGAAAUUGCUGAUUUUUGAGUGUACAAUAGCAGAUAGUAAAAAAUAUAGAAAUUUAAUGCUUCAACGGUUACCCAAUGUGGGUUCAGAUUACAAUUCAGGAGGUUCUUCAUCGGUUACGGUUCAGAUGACAAGUCAGGAGGCAGGUUCUUGCUGUCGUAGCUCGUAGAUAAUAAAUAUCUUGAUAAAUGUAAAGUUGUAUUGUUGUAAAACAAUAUGUAAUAAUUCUUUUCACGAGGGCCCUGAUUUGGGUUCCAGGUUUGUAAGUACAGAAACACGCACAGGGUAAGAUUAGUUCCUUCCAGUUAGAGAAGGAAUUGCAGUGGCAUUCAGUGAACUCUCAGAUCUGCAAUUCUGCAUCAUACUUUUCCAGCCAA